Molecule: messenger RNA, 2901 nt
Organism: Pseudo-nitzschia multistriata
Lineage: Eukaryota; Bacillariophyta; Bacillariophyceae; Bacillariales; Bacillariaceae
Source: the annotation of a GenBank genome assembly
CCGCAGGCCGCCAAUCGAUAGCAAGACCUACGAUUGGUCCUUUCGAAAGCCUGAGUUGCAACGUUGACUCCGAAAGCAACUUGCUACGGAUCGGUUGUCCGACUUCGCAGUCGAUCUCUACGGUACCGUACGGUAACAUGCGUGCCUUGGACUAAGUAUUUUGACAUAUCACCAGGACCAAAGGGUAUCACCAUAGAUACAUCCCCUUUGAAUGUUUGUCUCGUUUUAUAGUUCGCGUAAGGUGGAGUGGAGCAGUGAAGGGUGCAAAGCAGUGCAGAGYAGUCCAUGGAUUGUUACAGGAAGAACAGGUUAGAACAACGAUAUCAGAUAUUAGGUGCACAAAAACCUACGAAUCACUAUUUACCGGAAAGAAAACGCUGGCUUGCAGCUUGUUAUCAAUAGUAUUGCGCUACAGCGCAGAGGUUAGAGUCUACASCAGCCCAUGACGGACGUAGUCGAACGAAUAGUACCCAAUGGCUCCCCCUACCACACCGUCGACCUCUCAGUACACGCCGCAGCAACCGUUGCGCCGAGCAACUUAUGUCCAUGUUUCGGACCUAAUCAGUGCCUAUAACAUCGACCAUGCUCAGCUYGAGAAAGAAAUCUCGAGAGUCAACGAAAAGAGAACCAAGCUUCGUGCGAUGUCUUCAACAGCUGCCGCUACGGGUGCUGGAAAAGAUCGAAUCGGGACCGGGAGGAGUGAUUACAGGAGCGAUGACAGUAGUGAUGGCGUUUCUGCUCCCGAGGAAGACCCCGACAUAGAAGACACGCUUGGACCUAUAGCUCCACAGAAGCGGCUACAGCCCCCUCGGGGAGGAUUCAAUCUUUGUGUGUAAGUUGUAAUAUUAUCUUCUAUACUUCGUAUAGGUUUCCUUCAUCUUGUUGGCAUUCCUAGUGUACUUGAUAGUCAAUGCACGAUUCCUGGGUACUAAUUUCCUCACUUUUUUCACAACUGCUGUUUCGUUCUAACACUGACAGUCUUGUGGGGAAUAUCAAUUUGGUUGUGGAUAAGAGACGAGUGGAUCAAUCACGUGUUCGGCUUGCCGAGGUUGAAAUUGGUGAUGAAACGGGCACGGUAUCCUUUCGAGCUCGAGACCAACAAAUCGACUUGCUCGAGAAAGUCCGCAGCGAGGGGAAACCGGGAGCAGUUGUKAUGCGAAACUGUACCCUCGAACUGUACCAAGGGAAACACAUUCGUUUAGCAGUGACGAAAUGGGGAAAGCUCACUGAAUAUCCCGACAAUGUUUCGAGCACGCCGCCGCCCCCAUCCGCUAUGAACUCGGAUCGAAAUUUUUCCCUCAUCGAUCUGAGUGUCGUGGCGAGUGAAAUAUCAGAAAAGGAGCACACAGAUUCCAUGGCAUACGCUAAUUCUACUACCACUACCACUUCCGGUGGCAGGCAAGGGAAAAAAUCCUCGCUGGAAACAAGAACGAGUGGAUCUUCCGCUUCUUCUCCCAUGRCGUCUUCUGCCUCGAGCAUGCAGGGCAAAUCUGGUGCCAAAAACCAGCAGCAAGGUUCGAGAAGGGGCAACAGAUCGUCCACCGGUGAACAACGGCGCCAGAACAGAAACCCCCAGUACGGAGGAACGAAAACGGACAAGAGCCAGCCCCUUCGUUCCGAUCCGAUGAUGUAUCGCGGRAUGCAGGGGUACCACGCUUACGGUGAACAAGGCGGACACAUGCGACAGCACUAUCCACCCCACGCACAAUACGCACACCACCCACACACGCGGGCGCACUCCCAGCCCCAGCAGCACCAAGACGUUGCAUCGGUCCAGUUUGCCCUGCACCAGCAAUACGAGAUGCAACAGCGACAGUUGCAACARCUGUACAGCAGGGAACAGAACCGAGCGGUGGGCCAGGUUCCGCAACAGCCACCGCCGCAGCAGACGUCCCCGAUGCUUGUCAACGUAGAUCCCAGUUUCGAUGGGUCCGAGRUCGGAAACAGCCCCGUGCUGGUACCRAAUCCGGAGCACUACUCGCAACUGCCAAAGAUGGAGGGCCAUUCCCGGAUGCAGCAGGAUGCUCCCCAGGGCAUGGCGCAUCCCGCCACGGCGGGGUAUCCGUCCCUGGGCGUGAUGUCUGGCUACCAGAUCGGAAAAAUGAACCCGGAAGCAACGUCGUUUGCACCCACCUACCUGAGUGCGGCCCAGGGUUCGGAUUCCAAGCAGCACAUGUCGUACAUGCCCUACCCACCCCAGCCCUCCUACUAUGCCAUGUCGCAGCAGCAGCAACAGCCACCAUUCCUUGGUGGUUCUGUGUAUUCCCUGCCUCCGUCGGGGCACCAUCCCUCGUUGUUGGUUCCGUCCGGGGUCGACGCUACCCACCACCACAUGAUGGCACAGCAGGCAACCAGCUUUGACGCUCUGAUGGACCAGCAACAAGAGACGGGAAGCGGAGCAGCUACAGCAACGGCAACGACAACGAGUCAAAGCCAUCGUCCUCGUUACCAGCAGCACUAUGUGUCGCACUACCCCCCGGCCGUGCCUCCCGCCAAAGAAUCGAGUUCGUCGAAAGACAAGGAGAAUGUCACUUCCAAGCCAGGAUCGUGACGAGCGUACCGAUGAAAACAAGAACAGGCGUUUGACAGUCGGCUCACAUAAUACAUCACGGGAUGUCCUUGCUAUACCUCCAAUGGAUACAAUACGAAACAUUCUGCAAUUCGAUGAGGAUUCGGGGGUGCAUUCUAUUUCCUCCCGGAACGAAGAAAUCACAUGAAAAGCCUCACGAAGGAAUGGAGACAAUACAUGACAACUAGAGUAACGAGAAUCGUCUAUAUUGCAGCAAUCGAUGCGACACAGGGCGAAAAUGAAAUACCGGCGAAAUAGGUUUAUGGCUCUAGCUUCCACCCAAGUAGGGGACCACAGAGGAUACUUUACUACUAUAAAACAUGCCGGUUUAC